This is a messenger RNA of Fusarium vanettenii 77-13-4, 4233 nucleotides long. RefSeq lists its product as uncharacterized. The transcript is spliced from 9 exons. Lineage: Eukaryota; Fungi; Ascomycota; Sordariomycetes; Hypocreales; Nectriaceae. Bases 1 to 4233 code for a protein of 1410 amino acids. Gene Ontology annotation, molecular function: DNA binding; zinc ion binding; DNA-binding transcription factor activity, RNA polymerase II-specific. Gene Ontology annotation, biological process: regulation of DNA-templated transcription; DNA-templated transcription. The record is from RefSeq and is a predicted model, not a curated record.
AUGCCACCGGUUCGCAUUGGCUGCUAUGGGUAUGUCACUCCAGACUUGGUUAUCCGGCCCGUGAAGUUGACAUCAUGCGAUAGUGCUUUUUGGGGAGAUUCGCCAUGGGCGAUCAACCAGUUUAUCAAGGGGCCUGACAAGAAGGUCGACUAUCUUGUCGCUGACUACCUCGCUGAGGUCACCAUGGGCCUGCUUGCCCGCUCGGCACGUUCCACUCAAGGCUCCCAGAAGAAGCGCCCAGCCGCCGGGGCUGUCACCGAGUUCGCAGACUUGGCCCUUUUACCGAACUUGGAUGCUAUACUCGAAAAAGGUAUUAAGAUCGUCACAAACGCUGGAGGUCUCAAUCCUGUUGGACUCAAGGAAUACAUCGAGUCAAAGCUUGCGGAGCGUGGCUUGUCGCACAAGCUCAAAGUCGCUGCGAUCCACGGUGACGAUAUUAUCGACCAGAAAGAGACACUCCUGAAGGAGGGCCGAUUCCACCAGUUUGACCCGGUAGCAGGCAGCGUAGAGGAGGGCAUCAACGCGUCGACAGGAUACUUGAGUUUGAAUGCCUACCUAGGAGCGCAGCCAAUUGCCGUAGCCUUGGAACAAGGCGCCAAUAUCGUCAUAACGGGUAGGUGCGUGGAUAGCGCUCUGGUCCUAGGACCUCUUGCCUACGAGCUUGGAUGGAACUUCGGCACCAGCCCCGAAGAUCUCGAUCGGUUGGCCAGCGCUUCACUAGCUGGGCACAUCAUCGAAUGUGGCGCUCAAGCGACAGGUGGGAACUACACAGACUGGGAACAAUCAGCUUUCAGCCCCCACGGAGGCUGGUCGAAUAUGGGCUAUCCCAUCUUGACCUUCUUUCCUGACAACAGCUUCGCGAUCUCGAAACCCCCGCGCACUGGCGGUGUUGUCAACACACGAAGUGUCUGCGAGCAGAUGCUGUACGAGGUUCUCGAUACCGAAAACUACAUCCUCCCUGACGUGAUCCUUGAUCUCAGUCGGGUGACCAUCAGCCAGGGCUCACCGGACAGUGUGCUUGUCAUGGGCGCCAGAGGUAAACCGCCCACGCCAUGGCUCAAGUGCACAGCUGUGCGACAACAAGGCUAUAGGAUAUCUGUCGACAUGCUUGUGUCUGGGGAGCAAGCUGAGAGGAAGGCCAAGACUCUGGGAAGGGCUAUUGUUGAGCGAACCAACGCCCUCGCUGCCGCAAGCCAUGCAAACCCACAGGAGAGAAUCUCUGGUGACGAUUACGAGAUCAUUAUCAUCGGUGCUGAGCACCAUCUUGGUUCUAGGGGCAACUCUGGUGAGCGCAGGGAGGUGGUGUUGAGGGUUGCGGCCCGACAUGAGAAGCGUUUCGUGCUCGAUAUAAUGGGCAAAGAGGCAGCAUCAUUUCUAACAAACAGCGCUCCGGGCAUCUGCAUGCUGACCAGCGGACGGCCGAAGACGAGUCCAAACUUUGUAGUCAGCAGUGCACUUGUUCGUCGGGACUCGCUUCACCCCGUCGUCUUUGUCGGCAGUCAAGAGUCACCCAUUGAUGUGCCGCUUACUCUCGACGGCUGCUCGGACGGAAAGCCAUCAGCCAGUCUGGACUCUGAGACUACUGCGAGCGGUGUUGCCUCAUCACAGACGCAGCCUCCUCAGGGUCUCACAUGGCGUGCCAAACUGCACGAGGUGGCUACUGGACGCUCUGGUGACAAGGGAGACAGUGCCAAUGUUGCAAUCAUCGCCAGAGAUGCAGCAUUCUACGAGCACAUACUGCAACAGGUCACUCCGCAGGCAGUCUUCUCGGCACUGCAGCACCUGAUAGCUCCAGGCGGCACAGUCACAAGGUUCACAGUGCCCGGCGUGCAUGCAGUCAACUUUGUCAUCACAAAGGCUCUUGGAGGCGGAGGGCUUUCGAGUCUGAGACUGGACAGGCGAAAAGCUAUGCCCAGCUGCUUCUCUCGCUGGUAUACAUCGACAUUCCGGCGGAUGUCGCCCACGCAGCACAUCUGUGAUGAAGAUUUAGGAGGAGAAGGCGGCAGCAGGAUACACGUGACAGAGGUACUUAGCUCAAGACCAAUUAGCAGAUCACACUGGAGCUGCAUGAAUCACGACCCCAUAAUGGCUCAAACCACGUUCCGAAUCAUGGCCCCGGCGACAUUUCCUCUCAGCCCAGCAGCCCCCCGGCGCGCCCGACUGAGAGCGCCGAUAGCAUGCCAGUACUGUCGCGGUCGCAAGGUCCGCUGUGAUCUCAACAAGCGAGGCUCCCGGUGCACCAACUGCGAGCUUGACGAUGUCCACUGCAAGGUUGCAAACACCCGCAGACGCAGAAGCACCGUGGUGCCCCCCGCCAUGUCUAGCAGCGUCGGCACAAACACGGUCGACAUGUUGAGCAUCCAAGAGCCCAGUGCCUCGCCAGGCCAUAUUGUGCACUCCCCAGCGGAUGACAACCUUGUCUCUGAUAUAGCCCCUCUCAUGACAUCCACAAACGGAGAUUCGGAACCUCCAGCCCCUCCUCAACCACAAGUCGUCAGUAGCCAAGAAGAUAGCGGCAUGAGUCCAGACAUGAUGGAAGAUCUGACUAACGACACACCAAACCUCGGGUCAUUGGCCAUGGUCCCAGAUCUUGAACCCAUGCCCUGGAAGCUUCCUCCAUUCAUCAAACCAAUCAGCCCAGAUACUUCGCAGCCUGCUCUCAACUAUCUCGCUGCUGAGGGAGCCUUCUGGCUUCCAGAAGGAAAGUUGCGCCAGGCUCUGGUAGACGCUUGCUUCGAGUUUGUGACCCCAUACAUGCCCUCACUUGAUAGAUCCGAACUUCUGGGAUAUAUCGACGUGUCUGUUGAUCACGCCCCAGACAAGCCGUGCCAGAAGACGAUAGACCUUCCAUCACAACGCGAAGCUCGCAGGUCAUUCUAUCGGAGGGCCCGACUGCUCUAUGAUUUCGAUGUCGACACCUCCUCUAUCGAGGUUCUCCAUGCUUUAUUACUCAUGUCAUUCUGGUACGAGGACCCAGAUGACUGCAAGGCGGCCGCGUAUUGGAUAGGGGCUCAUGUGCAUCACGCCCAGCAAUUCGGCGUCCAAGAAAAGGCUCUUGCCACGCACCCGAGUCAAGGAUUUUACAAGAGGCUUUGGUGGAGCGCAUACAUCCGAGACGCCCUCGUCUCAAUGGGCUUGAGGCUCCAGCCACGAAUGCGAUCCCCGAUCCCAAUGUUGACUCCGGACGACUUUCCACUGCGCAAGGCCAAGGGCGACUAUUUAACUCGCAGCGCUCUGGACCGUGCAACACUUUCCAUACGAAUGGCCGAGCUAUGCAUCUGCAUCAACCAGACCAUGACAGAAGACGAAUACCCUCACCAACCGCCCCCCAGGAACCGUACGGAGAUGCUUGAUCUUCGGUUAGACGCUUGGCAUAGGGCUUACUGCAGCGAUUCUGCAACCCCAUGUUCACGGGAGCUGGAAUAUGACGUCUCCAGGGGUAUCACUGCUGGUCGGCUUUUGAUGAUCAUGACUUACUACACGGUGAUUUCAACCCUCCAUCUUCCCGAGAUUUCCCAGAGCCUGGUGUCUCCUGGGCCAGGUAGUGUCAGAGGGCCCAAGACUCAGAGGAGCUACAAAAAGGUCCAAACAGCCGUAUACAAAGUCUCGGUGUUGGCCGAUGUUGUUUUAAAGAAAGGGUUGAUAAGUUACAUGUCAACUCAGGGAAUCACAUGUGUCCUUCCAGCCGCCUCCAUUCUCUUGUUGAACCUCAAGUCACCCACGCGGCGUUUACACGGUCAGAGCGCGGUCGGACUGCGCACCUGUAUGCGCUUCCUUGAGCGCCUGGGUGAAAGAUAUUCUGCCAGCGAGGCAGUCCUGGGCAAUCUCAAAGCCGCCGUCGACAAGUCAAAAAUAUCUUUGAGACGGGAGAAUUUGACGCCAAGGAGUGAUUCUGAAUCACCCAACGUGGAAGACCAGGAGCCUUUACUCAGGCAAAGACCCGCCCAAGAUCAAACCACAAGCAACUAUGCCUGGCCUUCCCCUAGCGACCAAGCCCCAGCUGAGGACAGCGGAGGUUAUGCGGUACACAUGCCUUUAUUUACCAAUGACAUAUCAGAUCACGGCGAGGACGCCAUGCUCUUGGAUUUCCAAAAGGAGCCUCUAUUUCACCAAAUGUCUAACUUUCUCGAGUUGGAAUCUGAGUUCUUUACACAGUUAGCGACCUCGAUGGAUAGCGCAAGCAGGGAAGAAGACAGUAUAAGUUUUAUUCAUGACUUGGAGUUGGUUGGCUAG